AUGUUUAGGAACAUGCAUAAAAUUUGCAUUUCACUAGCUUUCAGUGCAUGUGCUUGCGCAGCGACUACCGGCUCCGAACCCCUUGUUACCACUGCUGGUGAUAUUGCUGCUAUCCCGGGAUGGUACCUCCAAUCAUCGACCAAAGUAUCAGAAGGGAUGGAUGUACUAUCCAUGCCGGGAAAAGAUAUCUCAUCAUGGUAUCGGGUUGGUUCUCGUGGCACAGUUAUGGCUGGGCUUAUUGAGAACGAGGUAUACAACGAGACAGAAUUGUUCUACUCGGAUAAUAUGGAAUCUCUCGCUGAUCCCUCCACAUUCGACAUACCCUGGCUUUAUCGAGAAGAGUUCACACUGCACCCAUCCACCGGCAAAUAUUUUACCCUAAAGACACAUGGAAUCACAUCCAAGGCAGACAUCUAUCUGAAUGGCGUGCUCGUUGCGUCAAGUGACGAGCAGCAAGGCUCCUAUGGCGGCCAUCAGUACGAACUGACCCAUCAUGUUAAGGAAGGAGCUAACUGUCUUCUCGUUUGUGCGUUCCCAACCAACUAUCUUCGCGAUUUUGCCCAGGGGUUUGUGGACUGGAAUCCCUACCCAGCCGACAAUGGAACCGGCGUUUGGCGAAAUGUGGAGGUUUCUCAGACUGGAGCGGUCUCGAUGUCGUCAUUCCGCAUCCUCACAAAUUUUACUUACCCCAAUUCUGAGCCGGUGAAGAUCACCUUCCGGACUGAUUUGAGCAAUAUUGAAUCUAGUGGUCAGCAAAUAAUGAUCAACGGCACCGUCGAAGGGCCAGAUGGCUCGGUAGCUGUGCAAAUUAGCGAGACAUUUGACCUGAAGUCAAAAGAGAAAAAGACGGUGUCUAUGAGCGUGUCAAUUGUGAACCCUGAUAUUUGGUGGCCUGCCCUUUGGGGUGAGCAGCCUCUAUACACAGUACAUGCCAGCGCCAUCAUCCAGAAACCCCAGAAGUUAGUGUCAGACAGUUCAAUUCGCCAAAAAUUCGGGAUUCGCCAUGUAUCAUCUAAAUUAAAUAAGUCCAAUGAUACCGAGUUCGCUGUCAAUGGCAAGCCCUUCCAGGUCAUCGGAGCUGGGUAUGGGCCAGAUAUCUUCUUGCGAUUCGAUAUUGACAGGGUACAGAAGAUUUUCGCCUAUAUGUUAGAUAUGGGACUCAAUACUAUGCGCUUGGAGGGAAAACAGGAGCACCCAGAACUUUAUGAUCUCGCAGAUAAAAUGGGCUUGAUGGUCCUGGCAGGAUGGGAAUGUUGUGACAAAUGGGAAGGAUGGAAGUACAACGACGAGGCCGAUGGUGUCAAAUGGCGGAAGUCCGACUACCCGGUUGCGAAGGCAGCAAUGCUGCAUGAGGCAGAGAUGAUGCAGAGCCAUGCUUCGAUGCUUGGCUUUUUAGUGGGCUCAGACUUCUGGCCCAAUAUCCAAGCCACCGAGAUCUAUUUAGACGCUCUCAAAGUCAUGGAUUGGCCUAAUCCAAUCAUUGCAUCAGCCAGCAAGCGUGGUUACCAUGAAGCUCUUGGGCCAUCCGGAAUGACGAUGGACGGCCCGUACGAUUGGGUACCCCCGAAUUACUGGUACAACAAUGAAGAAGGAGUGGCAUCUGGCUUUGGAUCUGAAUUGGGUCCCGGAGUUGGUACCCCUGAGAUUGGCAGCCUGAAAAAGUUCAUGUCUGAUGCCGAGCUGGAAACACUUUGGAAAGAACCAGAUGCAGACCAAUAUCAUAUGUCCCGUUAUGAUUCGCAAUUUUACGACCGGAAGCUCUACAACAACGCUCUAUUUGCUCGAUACGGAAAGCCAUCUAGCCUGGAGGACUACAUCAUCAAAAGUCAGAUGGCAGAUUAUGAGGCCACCCGAUCCCAGUUUGAAGCUUACGGAACGCAACAAAACGCGACACGACCUGCCACAGGGGUUAUUUAUUGGAUGUUGAAUAGCGCCUGGCCGAAUUUGCAUUGGCAGUUGUUCGAUUACUAUCUCAGCCCUAUGGCAGCCUACUUUGGCACCAAGGUUGGAGCGCGUGUGGAACACGUGGCUUAUGAUUAUGAGAGUCAGAAUAUUUGGUUGAUUAACCACUCGCGGGAAAAGAGCGGAAAUCGGCACAUCAAGGUAGAUCUCAUUGAUUCAAAUGGCGAAGAACUCUCCAAGGCCACAGUGGAGAGCAACACAACGCCUCAUUCCUCGAAGGUGGUUACUUCGCUUAACGGAAUUAAAAAGGCCAAAGAUAUCUGCUUCCUCCGUCUCACGCUCAGUGAUCCCAAAUAUGAAGGCUUCCUUAGUCGCAAUGUAUACUGGCUCUCUCCUACCACGGAUGUCUUGGACUGGUCAAACUCUGAUUGGUACACCACCCCAGUUACUAAGUUUGCCAAAUACACCAAGCUGGAGACACUAAAGCCGGCUACUUUGCAUGGUUCAUUACACAUCCUGGAGUCGCCAACAGACGAUGGUUUGACUCAUGCUGAGGUCCUGCUCGAAAACCAAUCUGAAGGACCGGCAGUUUUCAUUCGUCUGAAUGCUAUUAAUGCACUCGACAGUGUGGAAAUAGCGCCGCUUUAUUGGUCUGACAACUAUGUUACUCUUUGGCCCAAAGAAAAACUGCGGCUAACUGUUACAUUCGAAGGAGAUAUUCAGCGUACUGUGGUCGAAAUCACAGGAAGGAAUGUGGAGAAAGUGACCCUCAAGGUUUAA
Penicillium psychrosexuale is the source of this 2682-nucleotide messenger RNA. Its product is annotated as putative glycosyl hydrolase. Lineage: Eukaryota; Fungi; Ascomycota; Eurotiomycetes; Eurotiales; Aspergillaceae. Gene Ontology annotation, molecular function: hydrolase activity, hydrolyzing O-glycosyl compounds. The coding region runs from base 1 to 2682 and encodes 893 amino acids. Gene Ontology annotation, biological process: carbohydrate metabolic process. The transcript has 2 exons. The record is from RefSeq and is a predicted model, not a curated record.